Messenger RNA from Aspergillus japonicus CBS 114.51, 741 nucleotides. RefSeq names its product E2 ubiquitin-conjugating protein UBC1. NCBI's taxonomy places the organism in Eukaryota, Fungi, Ascomycota, Eurotiomycetes, Eurotiales, Aspergillaceae. Gene Ontology annotation, molecular function: protein binding. The coding region runs from base 1 to 741 and encodes 246 amino acids. The record is from RefSeq and is a predicted model, not a curated record. The transcript has 3 exons.
AUGGCUUCUAAUCGAGCACGCCGUAUCGCCAAGGAGAUUGCGGAUAUCCAUGCAGACACGCACUCGCAGAUCACCGCGGAGCCGGUAGGAAGCGACGACGACAUCACACACCUCCGCGGGACCUUCCCAGGACCGCCGGGGACUCCGUACGAAGGUGGCACAUAUGCAGUGGACAUCAGGAUCCCCACCGACUACCCAUUCCGGCCCCCUGUGAUGAAGUUCCAAACCAAGGUCUGGCACCCGAAUGUCAGCAGUCAAACGGGCGCGAUUUGCCUGGAUACCCUAUCCACCGCCUGGUCGCCCGUCCUCACCAUCAAAUCCGCUCUCCUCUCACUGCAGUCACUGCUGAGCACGCCAGAACCGAAGGACCCGCAAGAUGCGGAGGUCGCGCAGAUGCUGUUGCGCAACCCCAAGGAGUUCGCCCGGAAGGCCCAGGAGUGGGCGGUCAUAUAUGCGGGGGCGCCGAGGAAACACGCGGGAGAGGGCAGUGGCGGCGCGACGGAUGAGACCUUGCGCGAACUGGAGCUCAAGACCAAGGCGGAGCAGGAGAAGGAGGAUCUCGCCAAGUAUGAUGGCUAUAACAAAGACCUGAUCGACCGCUUCUGUAGCAUGGGUUUCGACGUCGACCGCGUGGUAGCGGCGUUCAAAUACUAUGGCAUCGACAAAAUGGACGGCGAGGAUUAUGAGCUGGAGGAGGCAUACAUGGGGGAUGUCACUGCACGGCUGCUGGGUGAGCCGUAA